UUCUCUUGGACAUUUACUUUUUAAUCUUUUGGUAUUUUUGCCAUUGAGUACGGCAAUUGAACAUACAAUUGGCACCAUUGAAUAUUCUUAUGUGUUGAUCACAGUUUUUACCGUACUUUCGGGUUCUCUUUAUUUGUUGGGUUCGUUGAUUUUCCAAUACAAAGAACUUGGAAUAGGAGGAUUGAGUACUUGGGUAUUUGGUGUUGUAGUAUGGGAAAGCAGGGAAUUGGCUGGAA
Molecule: messenger RNA, 236 nt
Organism: Racocetra fulgida
Lineage: Eukaryota; Fungi; Glomeromycota; Glomeromycetes; Diversisporales; Gigasporaceae
Source: the annotation of a GenBank genome assembly